UCGCCUUAUACUGAACAGAUCCUGACAGCGAGACAAUUUUAGAAAAUCUACAUACCUACGAUGUCUGGACGCGGCAAACAAGGUGGCAAGGCUCGCGCCAAGGCCAAGACCCGCUCCUCCCGGGCCGGCCUGCAGUUCCCCGUGGGUCGCGUGCACCGGCUGCUCCGCAAGGGCAACUACUCGGAGCGCGUGGGCGCCGGCGCCCCGGUGUACCUGGCGGCCGUGCUGGAGUACUUGACGGCCGAGAUCCUGGAGCUGGCGGGCAACGCGGCCCGCGACAACAAGAAGACGCGCAUCAUCCCGCGCCACCUGCAGCUGGCCAUCCGCAACGACGAGGAGCUCAACAAGCUGCUGGGCCGCGUCACCAUCGCGCAGGGCGGCGUCCUGCCCAACAUCCAGGCCGUGCUGCUGCCCAAGAAGACCGAGAGCCACCACAAGGCCAAGGGGAAGUAAGCCAGUGAGCAAGUCAUCCUUUUAAAUCACAAAGGCUCUUUUCAGAGCCACUA
Apodemus sylvaticus (European woodmouse) is the source of this 506-nucleotide messenger RNA. Its product is annotated as histone H2A type 1-B. Lineage: Eukaryota; Metazoa; Chordata; Mammalia; Rodentia; Muridae. Gene Ontology annotation, molecular function: DNA binding; protein heterodimerization activity; structural constituent of chromatin. The transcript has a single exon. Bases 61 to 453 code for a protein of 130 amino acids. Gene Ontology annotation, cellular component: nucleosome. The record is from RefSeq and is a predicted model, not a curated record.